Messenger RNA from Hyalella azteca, 2437 nucleotides. RefSeq lists its product as uncharacterized. NCBI's taxonomy places the organism in Eukaryota, Metazoa, Arthropoda, Malacostraca, Amphipoda, Hyalellidae. The transcript is spliced from 4 exons. The coding region runs from base 1655 to 2305 and encodes 216 amino acids. The record is from RefSeq and is a predicted model, not a curated record. Gene Ontology annotation, biological process: NADH dehydrogenase complex assembly.
CGAAUAGACAAUUUCGAUAGCAGUGUUUAUUGUGGCCACAAAAUCUUACUGUGAUUAAUUUUGCUCAUUUGUCCCUGUAUGUCUGUUUGUGAAAUGAUGCUUCUUUGUCGAAAAUUCAGGUGCCAUAAAUACAAUUUAUUUGUGUCUACAUAUCUGCUUGUCGUGGACUUGUUCAUGGACUAGAAAUCAUCCCCUUAGAAAUUUUAGUUAUCUCAUUGAUGCCAAUUAAUUCACUCGGUGAUUAUCAUACUGCUAAGCUCGUUGAUUUCUAACCCAGCGAAAUUCUUCCCUACACUUCACUCAUAGAGACAUCGUCAUUUUGCUGCGCAUCCCAUUCUGAUGUAACUUCAAUUUGUUUCAUUCCCUGUUUCUAAUUUUUUGAUCGGUUAGUGAAUAUAUUUGUCUGAUUAAUAGUUGCUUCUAGAAAGCAACAGCGACAAUGAGAGAAAUUUUUUUUUUUUUGCAUGUUAUCUAGGCAUGAAAGUUUCAUUCAAUUCGCGCUAAAUCAUCAACGACUAGCUAAAAAUAGUGCUAAGGUUUCUUUAAAACAGCAAUUUUAAUCUGGAUAUUAGAGUGGUUCUUGAUGUAUUGCAAGCUGUUGCUCCAGUCCGAGCUCACCGCAGAAGACAGGAGUACUCAGACGCUUGUCAUGCUUCUUAUUUAUUGUCAUAUUCAAAGCAAUGUUGUUCCUACCAAGCAUUGUUGAAUAACUGGUUAUAUAUGGAGUAUUACCAUUUUGUUGAUUUUAAUUUUGUUAUCUUGAUAUGUGACCGGUAUUCUAUCCUUGGCCGAACCAUCGCCUCCCCCCUCAUCAAUGCAACGAUUGCAUGCCGGUCUUCCUGCGUUUACGGAAUGAACGAAUUCUCAAAUUUUACAAAUGAGUAGAAGAUCCUCAUAGUCAAGUCACAUUGACAUCAACCUAAAAACGAAUAGUUUCUGCAGGAUUAUGUGCGAAAUAUUUUUAACGGUGAAAAAAAUUCACGAGUCUAUUAAGUUUUGUGUCUAUAUCUUCUUAUCGCUGCCUGAGCUAAUUAUCUGAAGGAAUAUAUUCGGUUUAUUUAUGUUGUUCUGAAAAACUGCUACUACCAAGAACCUACCUCCUGAUCACAAACGACCGUGUGUGUAAUUGUCGGCCUGGAAUUGCUGAUUAUGAAAUGCGAUAGUGAUGAUUGAGCUGGGGAAAUAUGGUGUGGUCGAAAAUCUAUCGUCUGGAUUUCAAUUGAACUUGUUCACUUGCGAGAUGAAAACAAACUUUCGUUCGUCAUUACCUUACAAUCACUAGGAAGCUUGUUGCCUAUUGGACCCACCGCUGGUUGGCGUUGGCGGUGCGCUCUCUUAAUUCUCUCGGUUCUGUUGCGUGCUGUUGCGUCUGAGCUCCUGGCAGGGACUUGGCGCUCCCUCGGUAUCUUCUGGCCCAUCGCAGAUGGACGAUCUAAUACGGACAGUUUUACUAAUUUUCAAAAGCUCACGUUUAUCAUUCAUUAUCAUAUAGAAAUUUCAAAUAGUGGUUAUAUAAAAUAGCAUAAGAAUAUCUGUACGCUGAUGAAUAAAUAAUAAGCAAUAUCCGAAUAGCUGUAUCCUAUAUUUUCUCGAUAACAUUAGACUGGGAUUUGUAAGGUGAGAGGGUCUACUCAGUUGCUGGGACGUUCAAGUAAUGACGCCGCCGUUUAAAUCAUUCCUACGGUUGUUGUCGCUCACGACGGCUGCCUCUGCGUGUUUGGCGCCAGUCUUUGGCGAAGGCUUCAAACCUACGAGUGUGAACGCCAAGAUGCUGUACGAUUUUCGCACUCUGGAUUCCGUAGAGGAUUGGAUAGAAUCCUCGGACACGGUGCGGACACCUGGCAAGAGUAAAGCAGUCUUCACUCUACAGAAAACCCGGGAGUUUCAGCGCGGUGUUUUCUUCAGCCUGCUGAACCCUCAGCCAAAUGGGGCUGGGUUUGCAGGGGCCGCGUCACGCAGGCGAUGGGAUCUUAAGGGCAACACGGGCCUGGAGCUGCGGGUGCGAGCGCAGGGCGACUGUGACACUUACAAGCUCGUGCUCUACCACAAGGACCAGGCACCCAGCACUGGAGCCUGUGCUUACGAAGUCUUCUUCACGUUGCCUCUACUUGAAUGGACGUCGGUACAGUUACCUUUUGAUGACUUCCAGCCUUACUACCGAGGUGCUCCUUGCAACAACAGCGAACCUCUAGACGUGUCAUUCAUAUCGAGCGUUGGUAUACAGGUUGCUGGAGGAGUCUACAGAGAGAAAAAACAAAAAGGGGCGUCUGCUUUAGAAAUAGAAUAUCUCAGCACCUACAAAUGAUUAACUCGGCGGUGUGUUGAUUGUGAAUAAAUCUAUCAGGAAUUGCUAGAAUCGCUUAAGAUAUAUGCAUAGUAUUAUAUCCUACCUAUGAGCAUUCAGUUAAAAUCUAGCAGAAAUAAAACAGUUUAAUAC